GUGACAGAAGCCCCGUUGGCCCCGUCGUACGGAGUGCGGAGAAAGAUGGCGACCAACGGUCAAGUUGCCGACAUCGCGCUCUCCGAGGAGGCAUUUUUUACGUUAUUUUUGAUGGUUGAAGAGAACGAAUGCUUGUGGAAAAUCGACCAUGAGGGGUAUAAGAACGUCCACAACAAAGACCGUAUUUGGAAGGAAAUAUGCAGACGGCUGCAGGAAAGGUUUCCGAACCUGAAUGCCCUGAAACCAGAUGAAAUAAAAAGACAGUUCAACAACAAAAGACGUCAGUACCAGGACGAAAAAAAAAAGAAGACCUUCGUCAGAAGUGGUCAAGCUGCUCCCACCUACGUUGGAAAAUGGAAGUUUUUUAGCGCGCUCUCUUUUCUUGAGCAAAAGUGUCCGCCACCACCCCAAGGACACGUACUGGGAGUAGAAGAGGAGCUUCGUGAGGAAGACCUGGCGUUUUCUGUGGUUGACGGGGAGGCUCCAGUCGACAGUCCGUCUGAGCCGGACAACUUGGAGGACGACCCGCAGCCAGAGCCACAGCGCGAGCCACAGCUGCCGAAAAAGAAAAAGCCGAAGAAGGGCAGCGACGACAGCUGUGAGGGCAGGCUGGCCGCCCUCAACAACAUUGCUGCCGCCUUGACAGUACCCACGGAGGAUGACGAGUGCGCCAUUUUCGGCAGACUCAUCGCUAGCCGCCUCAGGCGUCAGCCAGCUGAAAGACAAAGCUGGUUUCAAGUUUUGAUGCUUGAGUACGCUACCACUCUGGAGAACACAGAGAUGCCACCCAAGUAAAUGCUGUUGUUAAUGUAAAAAAAUAUUUCAUUGUAUAAAAUUUGUU
Ixodes scapularis (black-legged tick) is the source of this 841-nucleotide messenger RNA. RefSeq lists its product as uncharacterized. The transcript has 3 exons. Bases 46 to 795 code for a protein of 249 amino acids. The record is from RefSeq and is a predicted model, not a curated record. NCBI's taxonomy places the organism in Eukaryota, Metazoa, Arthropoda, Arachnida, Ixodida, Ixodidae.